Anoplophora glabripennis (Asian longhorned beetle) is the source of this 1290-nucleotide messenger RNA. It is a transcript of the gene Aplip1, whose product is annotated as JNK-interacting protein 1. NCBI's taxonomy places the organism in Eukaryota, Metazoa, Arthropoda, Insecta, Coleoptera, Cerambycidae. Gene Ontology annotation, biological process: regulation of JNK cascade. The record is from RefSeq and is a predicted model, not a curated record. The transcript is spliced from 8 exons. The coding region runs from base 1 to 1218 and encodes 405 amino acids. Gene Ontology annotation, cellular component: cytoplasm. Gene Ontology annotation, molecular function: protein binding.
AUGGCCGACUCGGAGUUCGAGGAAUUUAGACAGAGCUUUGAAAAACUACCAUCGCACAGUAAAACAUCUACACCCUUUUACUCUUUAGUUCACGAUGUCCUCGUUGACGAAGACUCGCCGACGUCUUCCAAGAGUGACCUAGAAAACGACUGUGAUAACAACGCGGAUGGACUUUCCUCGAUGGGCGGUAAGAAGUCGGAGUCGUCGUCCCUAGGUGCCCCGACACCUCCAUGGACGGGCGAACGGAGGAGGCGGAAACUCCCGGAAAUACCCAAGAAUAAAAAAUCCGCUGUGGUAACAAUGUACAAUGCACAACAUCAGUUCUCUAGAGAAAUAUCACUGGCCGACGAACUAGGCAGCACCAGCAGCGGACCAAGCUCAAUCUUAGUAUUAAAAUGUGGAUAUCUCUGGGACGAUUCUCCUGAAUCAGACAGGCUGCUAACCGACGCGGACAGCGGUCACAGCACGGCCCAUUCGCCCACAGGAACGGAUGGGGCCAAGUCGAUGUCUCCUGUGAUGGGCAUGUCCCCUUCCGUGGUCGGGGGGUUGGUCUACAACGACGUGGACAUGUUGGAGGCGACACACCGGGGUCUCCACAAGUUCGUACCCAGGCACGAGGACGAGAUAGAGGUGGAGAUCGGCGACCCCAUCUACGUACAAAAGGAGGCGGAUGAUCUCUGGUGUGAAGGAGUAAAUUUAAGGACAGGGCGAAUGGGAAUAUUUCCAUCUGCUUACGCUGUUGAUUGUGAUUACACGGAUUGGGAUACGUCUUGCGAACAUGGACGUCGCGAAAGAUAUCUUUUAGGUUAUAUAGGUUCUGUAGAGACUUUAGCACAUAAAGGUACAUCAGUCGUUUGUCAGGCUGUAAGAAGGGUCAUUGGGAGUUCCGGAGGUGAUCCCGAUCUACAGCCGUGCACUUUAGAAGUUUCCGAUCAAGGCCUGAGAAUGGUAGACAGACGAAAACGAAACCAAAACGAGCCCUGCAUAGACUACUUCUACUCGCUGAAGAAUGUUUCAUUUUGUGCUUUUCAUCCACGAGAUCAUCGCUAUUUAGGAUUCAUCACCAAACAUCCCACAUUGCAGAGGUUUGCUUGUCACGUGUUUCGAGGACAGGACUCUACCAGACCCGUCGCCGAAGCAGUAGGUCGUGCCUUCCAAAGGUUCUACCAAAAGUUUAUUGAGACUGCUUACCCCGUUGAAGAUAUUUACAUUGAAUAAACAUUUAGUGCAAUAAAUAUAUUAAUUACAUAACAAUAAUGUAAAUACCAACAUUAUAAUGCUGUGUCAUCA